This is a messenger RNA of Tupaia belangeri chinensis (Chinese tree shrew), 1217 nucleotides long. It is a transcript of the gene SIX2, whose product is annotated as SIX homeobox 2. The transcript has 2 exons. The record is from RefSeq and is a predicted model, not a curated record. The annotation marks the transcript as partial. Lineage: Eukaryota; Metazoa; Chordata; Mammalia; Scandentia; Tupaiidae. Gene Ontology annotation, molecular function: RNA polymerase II cis-regulatory region sequence-specific DNA binding; DNA-binding transcription factor activity, RNA polymerase II-specific. Gene Ontology annotation, biological process: kidney development; regulation of transcription by RNA polymerase II. Gene Ontology annotation, cellular component: nucleus; transcription regulator complex.
CCCACCUUCGGCUGCACGCAGAAGCAAGUGGCUUGCGUGUGCGAGGUGCUGCAGCAGGGCGGCAACAUCGAGCGGCUGGGCCGCUUCCUGUGGUCGCUGCCCGCCUGCGAGCACCUCCACAAGAAUGAAAGCGUGCUCAAGGCCAAGGCCGUGGUGGCCUUCCACCGCGGCAACUUCCGCGAGCUCUACAAGAUCCUGGAGAGCCACCAAUUCUCGCCGCACAACCACGCCAAGCUGCAGCAGCUGUGGCUCAAGGCGCACUACAUCGAGGCGGAGAAGCUGCGUGGCCGACCCCUGGGCGCGGUGGGCAAGUACCGCGUGCGCCGCAAGUUCCCGCUGCCGCGCUCCAUCUGGGACGGCGAGGAGACUAGCUACUGCUUCAAGGAGAAGAGUCGCAGCGUGCUGCGUGAGUGGUACGCGCACAACCCCUACCCGUCACCCCGCGAAAAGCGCGAGCUGGCGGAAGCCACGGGCCUCACCACCACGCAGGUCAGCAACUGGUUCAAGAACCGGCGGCAGCGCGACCGGGCGGCCGAGGCCAAGGAAAGGGAGAACAGCGAGAACUCAAAUUCCAACAGCCACAACCCGCUGGCUUCCUCGCUGAACGGCAGCGGCAAGUCGGUGCUUGGCAGCUCAGAGGACGAGAAGACGCCGUCGGGGACUCCGGAUCACUCGUCCUCCAGCCCCGCUCUGCUGCUCAGCCCGCCACCGCCCCCUGGGCUGCCGUCUCUGCACAGCCUGGGCCACCCUCCGGGCCCCAGCGCGGUACCAGUGCCCGUGCCGGGCGGAGGCGGCGCCGACCCUCUGCAGCACCACCACGGCCUGCAGGACUCCAUCCUCAACCCUAUGUCGGCCAACCUUGUGGACCUGGGCUCCUAGAGCCCUGCUCUCCUCGACGUGCUUGCCUUCCCAGCUUGGCGCCGGGGACCUGAGAGAGACCGCGACGGGAAGGCAACUGGUGCCGGCGUCCCAGCAGGUACUGACAGACCUACGCUGAGCGGGCCUAACCGCUGGUCAGGCCAGGGCAGACAGCUGUCUCUUUUGGUCCUUUUUUUGGAUUUUAUUUUCAACAAGUUGCUUUUGAGAGCCUGUGGGGGGAGGGCAGGGGACUAGGUCUCGAACCAGGGAAAGGAAUAAAUUAUACAUUAUUCUCAUCCUCUCACUCUCCCUACCUUCUCUGCUUUUCUCUCUUUAUGUCUUUCCCCCUUUCCCUUUUC